UUCAAGUGAAACAGUUUUUUCUUAAGUGAAAUAAGUCUAAUGUAUAUUUUGACUAAAUGCACAUUGAUUAUCAGAUGUAGCAAAUGGGAUCUAAUAUUUGUUAAAAGAAAUAUUGAAUUUCAAAAAUGUUAAUUGUAUCCAUAUACGUAUAGAAGGGUGAAAAUUGAAGAAAUCUCUUAAAAUAUUUAGUUAAGAAUUACAUGUAGCUUGGUACUAGUACCGUCCCUAACACGACUUAAUUAGAAGGCUUAGGCUAAAUUCCCUACAUUAACAAUGUAUGGCGAUGCAGUAGCAGCACUUUAUUGUCUGGUACAAGAUUGUUCCGAUUGCACAAGCGGUGGCUCCACAGUUUGGAGUGUAUAGUCGCUCUGUCAUUAUAUCGCCCUGGACCCGAUUUUGCCUCUCAUUAUAACACCCGGAACUUUUAGUAUCACCAUUAUUUGGAUAUGAAGAUGUCAGACUAAAUCUACUUCACAUUCCCCCUGGUGUCCCUAUUUAGACCAUCCGGAGUUUAUUGGAUUCCGGUAUUUUAUUUUUCUUUUUUCCCUGAUGAUAAAAUUCGUAGUCUAGUUUGACUUUAUGUCCGUCUCUGCAGGUCUCUAUUGAAGUCUCGUCGAAGGCCAAUAAAUUUCAUACCUAUUAUCUGACCUCUCUUUGUGUAACCGUAAUUGUGAAGAAAAUAGCAAUCUCCCCAGGGUGGGUUCUCCGCUAAUGUUUGUAGAAACAACUCUUGUAAGUCAAUGGACCAAGAGAGGAUAAAGAGAUCAAAUAUACAUUGAGUCACUGUAUUUAUCUCACACAAAUACACUCAGUGCAGGAUCGCUACACUACAGGUGAAUUCACACAACGCCACAACGGUAAGAUAUCUUAUUCCAAAAAGUAUGUAAAAUUACAAUCCGAAACUUAAAAAUGUAUUUACUUUGGAUAUAGAGACUAUAAAAAUUUUUUUUUAAAGAAACUUCUAACAUAGUUAAAUUAUUUGUAUAGUCGAUUUUCAAGCAUAACAUACGAAAAAGAACUUUAAUCAUAUCCUAUUCUGAUCUGCAAAUUUUUAAGUUAUGUGCUUUAUCAAUCUGAUUGAGAGUCAUCAAUAAUAUUUAACAGAUAAUUCACGACUUUAUGUAAAUCACGUCUCUGUGUCUGUAACGUUUAAACUCUCUCUGUGUGCCUCUACGCCUGUGGUUUUAGGUGGAUGUUCUUUCAUCUCUGCCUUUGAAUAAAACUCAUAAAAUAUCCUCAAUAUGACAGGUCUUAUGCCAGUGUGUAUAAUAUCUUUAUUCAAAUGAUUUAUUUUAUAAAAGUUUAACGGUAUUCUCUGUGGAGUUUUAUAAAUAGCCAUCAAAUGAAGUGACGGUAUUGAGCUCGUCUUUACGCCUCGCCUCUCGGGGCUUGAAUAUUGAUGGUGUGAUGCGUCACUUUAAUAAUUUUAAUACUUUUUUUUUUAUCAUUGAAAACUAUUGGACAUCUGUGGACGUUAUAUUGAUUUGAGAGAUUCAAGAAAAAAAGGGUCCAUUCCUGAUCAUUUGACCAGAGCUGGUCAGACUGUUUCCAUCAAUUAUAGAUUGAGUAAACCCUGUUAUGUGAGACUUUGACCAGGAAGAUCAUGGCUUUGAUUUUGGCUGCUGUUCUUCUUUUCUUGCCAUGUUGCUAUGGAUCAAUCCUCUUCACUCUUCAGGAGGAGGAAGCAACAGGAACACUGAUAGGAAACAUUGCAACAGAGAGUGGACUAGCCAGCAACAUGACAGAUGAUGAGUUCCAAAGCCUCAAGUACGAUUUCUUGGACCAGACCAAAAUGACAUCAUUGUUCACUAUCAAUAAUGACAAUGGGAACAUUUACACUGCAGUGGUGAUUGACAGAGAGACAGAGUGUAGCUUUAAAGAGGUGUGUUCUCUGGAUUUUGAUGUUAUGGUGAGAUCAACUAUUAGCACAAAGUACGAGAUCAUCUCUGUGAAUAUCAUCAUUCUGGAUAUAAACGACAAAAGUCCAACAUUCCAACCUAAUGUUAUCACUGUGCAGAUUUCUGAAUCAGAAGCAAUUGGAACAACCAUUGGCAUUGAGGGUGCCGCAGAUUCAGACUCUAGUGCAAAAAAUAGAAUUCAGAAUUAUAGAAUUUCUCCUGAUGAAGGACCUUUCGGAUUAAAUGUGACAAAGAAAGAUGGUGGGUAUAUCUUGAAACUGGUCCUAAGAAAAAUUCUGGAUAGAGAAAAAAUAAAUUCCUAUCAAGUUAGUAUAAUUGCCUAUGAUGGGGGACUCCACCCUAACUCUGGAACCCUGUCAGUAACAGUAGAGGUGACAGAUGACAAUGAUAAUUCCCCAGUCUUCACUCAAAGUGUUUAUGAGGCAAAUGUCAAGGAGGGAGUGAAAAUUGGUACCUCUGUCCUGAAAGUAUCGGCAAGUGAUUCAGACGAAGGACAGAAUGCAGAAAUCCGGUACCGUUUUAGCUCUACCCAGUCUGAUCUUGGUGAAAUAAAGAGGAUUUUUGCAAUCAAUGAUACCACUGGAGAUAUAUCAGUGAUUGGAGAUUUAGUGUACGAGGCAGGUAAAGUUUAUGAGAUCAGCGUUGAGGCCUCAGAUUUGGGUCAGCAGCCAACAGACUCCCAGUGCACUGUCAGGAUAACCGUGGAGGAUUUUGGAAAUAAUCCCCCCUCUGUCCGUGUGAAUUUCCUGUCUUCAAGCAGCAUAGGUGUGGUAAAUGUUUCUGAAUCUUCCAAGCCGGGGUUAGUGAUAGCUCAUGUAAAUGUGGAGGAUACAGAUUCUGGUUCGAAUGGAGUAGUGUCGUGUAAUAUCUCUGACAAUUAUUUUGCCUUGGAGGCUGUGCAGGGAAAGGGAUAUGUGGUCCUCAUUAAGUCACUUUUAGAUAGGGAAAGAAAAGCUAUCCAUAAUGUGACUGUUACAUGUAGAGAUCAUGGAACUCCAAUGUUAAUGACUUCCUCACAUUUUCUUGUACAUGUUCAGGAUGAAAAUGACCACAGUCCAAAAUUCAAACAGGCCAUUUACUUUUCAGCCAUCAAUGAGAACAAUGCUGUUGGAGAUUUCAUCACUCAGGUUCUGGCUUUAGAUGAUGACAUUGGCUUGAAUGCAGUGGUUAGAUACCAACUCCACCCUGACUCACAAAACAAAUUCGCCAUUAACUCUGAAACGGGAGUGAUCACUGCCAACCAGAGAUUUGACAGAGAAACAGAUUUAUUUUACAAGUUUACUGUGAUUGCAGUUGAUAGGGGAAACCCUCCUAGAUCCAGCACAGCCUCAGUUGUACUCAACAUCAGUGACAUUAAUGAUAAUCCCCCAAUCUUUGAUGUGCCAGACUUUCGGUUUUUUGUGUUGGAGAACUCUGACUCUGAUACUAACAUUGGUUAUGUAAGUGCCAGAGACAUUGAUGAAGGAAAAAAUGGUAAUGUGAUAUUUGCAAUGUCUCCCAACUCUCAUGUUCCUUUCACAGUCCAGACUGAUGGUAGUAUACUAACUAACAUGACCCUGGAUAGAGAAGUCAGGGAUGAAUACAGUUUCCAGGUCUGGGCUCGUGACCUCGGUUCACCAUCUUUAAGCAGUGAAAUUACAGUCAAUGUUAUUGUUGGUGACCAAAAUGACAAUGCUCCAAUUAUUGCGUAUCCCUCUAAAGAAAACAAUACCAUGUUGAUUCCCUACAUGGCUCCAGUUGGGUCCCUGAUAUCUAGCAUCAAGGCUUAUGAUAUAGAUGAAGAAGGUCCAAACAGCCAACUGGAAUAUGCCUUUAAUAAUGGUAAUGAGCUGGAUAUUUUCUACAUUGGAAAGAACACAGGGAAAAUCUCCCUCAGAAAGACUUACCAUGUUGAUAUGGAUGUGACUUUUGCUGUGUCGGUCCUGGUCAAAGACAAAGGAGAUACUCCAAGACAUAAUGUAACAAACUUUUACAUCGUGUUGAAGUUUUCUAAUGGGACAACCGUGAAAGCCCUUGAAGACAACGGAAAUAAAAAUAUUGUAAUCUCCGUCAUCAUCGUUUGUUUCACCAUCUUAAUCUCAGCAGUCAUCUUCACUGUCAUCUGCAUUUUGUGUCGUCAGGAUAAGAAGCUGAAAAAAUCCCGUCAGCAAAAUGCAGGGAAGGCCCUUUAUGAUGAGAAGGUACCAGAGGUUAUAAUGGCAGUGACCCCAGAUAUCAAUGGGGUUCUCUGUAACCCCGGUGACACUCCCUCCAAGAAAAAGAAAAAGGAGGUCAGUUUUACCUUAGAUGAUGAGAACCCCAAUAUGUUCCCUGCCUUCAACAACCCAGGCUUCAUCGGAUCACACUCUCAGAGUCCCCCAAUUAUCCAACCAGACUAUGAUGGAGCACCUGCAGAUUUCCAAAAUUUUCCGCCCAAAUCUCAGUACUUAUUACACAACAGACCACCCAAUCACAAGCAGAGACAUCAGCUGCCAUCUACAGACAAUUUCAGCGAUUCAUCAGGGGACACCACCACUGCAGACAGUGGGAGAGGGGGCAGUGAUCUUGACCUAAGUCAAGCACAUCGACAAGAUGAUACUGGAUCAGAGUAUGCCAAACUGCAGCCCCCAGGAUCACUGAACAAAGUGCAUCUUCCACAUUUUGACAAUUUCAUACAACACACACAUGGACACUUAAAAUCCCAACCCUAUAGUGCUAUGUGUAAAACAAACUCUAGUAGUCCUACAGGGGAGUGGAAGCCUUCGUAUGUGUGACGUAGUUCUAGAUACCCAGCCACCAUUACAUUUCUAAAUCUCCUGUACACAUUGAGAGAAAUCAUUAUUUGAAAACUACGACACCAUUUGUAUGUAGCAAAGAUGCAUGUUUCACGCUGAUCUCAUUUUUAUUGGUGCUUAUUUCAUGAAACUGUUCAUAUACUGUGUGGAGGUAUCCGUGCUUAGCUGACCUAGUAAGGAACCAUUUGCACAAAUGUUAUAAAAAAAAAAAAGAAAAAAAGAUGGAGCUUUCAUCUAAGAGGAGUGCAGUGCCAAAGUUAUGUCUCCAGCCAUAUCAACUCAACAGUUGAUGAAUUUUAACAACUCGUAUGACAUACUGAGGGAAAUUAUAGUGCUAUAACAGCAAUGGAAGGAAAUGACAUGUGUAUGAACAUCAUGACAUUAUGUAUGUUAGAGAACAGUUGUAAAUUUUACAUUUGUUGAUUGUUUUUAACUUGGUAAUAUUAAUAAAUGAUCAGAAUUAA
Molecule: messenger RNA, 5157 nt
Organism: Ostrea edulis (European flat oyster)
Lineage: Eukaryota; Metazoa; Mollusca; Bivalvia; Ostreida; Ostreidae
Product: protocadherin-9-like
Exons: 7
Coding region: 1604-4672 (1022 amino acids)
Biological process (GO): homophilic cell-cell adhesion
Cellular component (GO): plasma membrane
Molecular function (GO): calcium ion binding
Source: RefSeq, a predicted model, not a curated record